Molecule: messenger RNA, 709 nt
Organism: Drosophila persimilis
Lineage: Eukaryota; Metazoa; Arthropoda; Insecta; Diptera; Drosophilidae
Gene: ATPsyndelta
Product: ATP synthase subunit delta, mitochondrial
Exons: 4
Coding region: 83-556 (157 amino acids)
Biological process (GO): proton motive force-driven ATP synthesis
Molecular function (GO): proton-transporting ATP synthase activity, rotational mechanism
Source: RefSeq, a predicted model, not a curated record
GGCAAAAACAGCGGCCGAUUUUCAGCAACAAAUUCCAUUGUAUUCCUUUUUUGCCACACUCCUAAUAGAAAAAAAGUGAAAUAUGUCGUUCGUUAAGAAUGCCCGUUUCUUGGCCGCACGCGGCGCUCGCCUUGCCCAGUCCCGGGCCUACUCGGACGAGAUGAAGCUGACCUUUGCUGCUGCCAACCAGACCUUCUACGAUGCCGCCGUGGUCCGCCAGAUCGAUGUUCCCUCCUUCAGCGGAGCCUUCGGCAUUCUGGCCAAGCAUGUGCCCACAUUGGCUGUGCUGAAGCCAGGUGUUGUCCAGGUUGUGGAUAACGAUGGUAAGACCACCAAAUACUUUGUCUCCAGCGGCUCGGUGACCGUCAACGAGGACUCUUCCGUUCAGGUGCUGGCCGAGGAAGCUCACAAUGUUGCGGACAUUGACGUCGCCGAGGCCAGACAACUGCUGAGCAAAUAUCAGUCCCAGCUGAGCUCCGCUGGUGACGACAAGGCCAAGGCAGAAGCUGCCAUUGCCGUCGAAGUCGCUGAGGCGUUAGUCAAAGCUGCCGAAUAGACGUAAUCACAACCACACACAACACCCAAAAGCUAAGGCAUUGCGUUUAAAGUAAAUAGAUACACAACAUAACUGAAUUGGUGGCCAAUUUCAAAAGCUGGCUGACAUCCCACGUUAUGAAACAAUAAAAGGCGAAUUAUAAUAUCGAACUAA